Pomacea canaliculata is the source of this 2659-nucleotide messenger RNA. RefSeq names its product exostosin-like 3. The record is from RefSeq and is a predicted model, not a curated record. Gene Ontology annotation, molecular function: glycosyltransferase activity. Gene Ontology annotation, cellular component: membrane. Lineage: Eukaryota; Metazoa; Mollusca; Gastropoda; Architaenioglossa; Ampullariidae.
CAGCAACCAUAUUGAGACCCUGCGGUCACAGUAUGGUAUUUUGAAGAAAGAAAUUGCUCAGGUGAAGCUGACCCUUGAUCAGCUUAAGUUUGAACAAGAAGAAACGAAAGCCUAUGUUCCAAGCAUAAAAGCUCCACAACGAAUCAUCAUGGAAAACCAUCCUUCCCAAAAUAUUUCACCUCCAUCUUCACCGUUUUAUUGUAAAAUGGAAACCUGUUUUGACUUCUCUCGGUGUUCUCUAGUGUCAGGAUUUCCUGUGUUUUUCUAUGAUCCACAGGAAAUAUCCUUAGAUUAUCCUCCUUUAGAUGAAUUUGUUCUGUCUUCGGUUGUGAACAGCUUUGGCAGAAAUGUUUAUGCAACAGAUGAUCCCAGUGGUGCCUGUGUUUUUCUUGUGCUGAUGGGAGAGAUCAAAGGAGCACUGAGUCCUGACAAACUGGAACAUUUUCUGUAUUCUUUACCCCACUGGAAUGGGGAUGGCAGAAAUCAUAUUUUGUUCAACAUUGCACGCAACACACAUGUUUCGGAUUUGUUUAUCAAUGUUAAUACUGGACGUGCUGUACUUGUACAGUCAUCUUUUGCUACCUCAACAUUCCGGGAAGGCUUUGACAUAAUCAUACCACCAAGCCUAGGUUUGGCUGGUGGUGAUGUUUGGUCUGAGAUUCCUCCAUUGUCUCCGAUUCGUCGGAAGCAUCUUCUUUCCUACUGGGGGGAGUAUAUCCCCACCCAUCAACAAGUAAGAAUGAAAAAUUUUCUGCAUAAUGUUAACUUUGAGCUGAACGAAGAUGAAGCAAAACAGUUUAGAAAGCUCCAGGCAGCAGUAGAGGGGGAAGGAGAGGACAGGGUUGAUGAAUCUCAGAAACUAUUAGACACAGAUUCAGAGGCUGAUGAUAGCACUUUAGGCAAUGCAAUUAUCUCAUGGCUCAAGGAACUGCAGUUGGGCAUGGGCGACAAUGCCUUGGUGGAAUUGUCUUGCGGUGGAGCUAAAGUGGCUGGCAUGGAAACUGAGUGGGGACUCUGUGGAGAAGCUGCACAUCGAAGUGAAAUGCUGUCACAGUCUACGUUCACCUUGCUACUGCUCCCAACAAAUGAAUCCCUCAUAUCUACAACCAUAUUUCAGACUCGUUUCUAUGAAGCAUUGAAGUAUGGUUCGAUCCCUGUGAUACUGGGACUUGAGAGGUGGCUUCCAUUUGAUGAGGUCUUAAACUGGGAAAUUGCUACGUUCACACUUCCUCUUCCAAGGAUUACUGAAAUUCCUUUCUUUCUUCGUACAUUUAGUGAUGCUGACAUAUCUUCUUAUCGAAGUCAUGGGCGGAAUUUUUGGGAAACAUACUUUGGCUCCACACAACGGAUUUUGGAUACUGUUCUUGCUGUUUUGCGAGCUCGUCUGCAGAUUCCAGCAGCACCUGUUAGGGAAGAGCCGUCCUUCAGCGUAUUCAAUGAGUCUUUUGUUCCAUUGAAAAUGGAAGGACCUGACCCAGAGCCAGAGACAGAUGAAGUACUUGGACCAAUAGAACCUCGCUUCCCGUCAGAGAAAUUCCAGAACUAUACACGUAGCUGGAUUCUUCAGUCAUUCAACAUGCCUGGAGAUCCAUUUUCUUUGUACCCUUUCACACCCUUUGAGCCUGUGCUGCCAUCAGAAUCAAAAUUUCUGGGCUCAGGCUAUGGAUUUCGGCCAGUCAGUCAAGGCACAGGAGGUGCUGGAAAGGAAUUCAGCGAAUCACUAGGGGGCAACUAUCCUCGAGAGCAGUUUACAAUUGUCAUGCUGACAUAUGAGAGAGAGCUAGUCCUGGUGCAGGCCCUACAGAGAUUGAAAGGCUUGCCAUUCUUAAAUAAAGUGCUUGUUGUCUGGAACAACCCUUCUCCACCAUCUGCAGAUCUCCGCUGGCCUGAUAUUGGUGUUCCAUUAGAGGUGGUGAAGACACGACGUAACAGCUUAAACAAUCGUUUCCUGCCAUACAACUCCAUUGAAACAGAAGCAGUGUUAAGCAUUGAUGAUGAUGCCCACUUGCGACAUGAUGAAAUAGUUUUUGGUUUCAGAGUAUGGCGUGAAGAAAGGGAUCGGAUUGUAGGUUUUCCAGGACGAUUUCAUGCUUGGGAUCCGAAAUACCAUACUUGGCAUUAUAACUCAAAUUAUUCCUGUGAGCUGUCUAUGGUUCUGACUGGGGCUGCCUUUUUCCACAAGUACUAUGCAUACCUGUAUAGUUAUGUGAUGCCUCAGGCCAUACGUGACAAAGUGGAUCAGUACACAAACUGUGAAGAUAUUGCUAUGAACUUUCUUGUGGCUCACAUCACACGCAAGCCACCCCUUAAGGUGACUUCCCGUUGGACUUUUCGAUGUCCUGGCUGUCCCAACACUCUCUCCAGCAACGACACUCAUUUUGAAGAAAGACACCACUGUAUGAACUUCUUUGUGAGUGUGUAUGGGUACAUGCCACUGCUAUAUACUCAGUACAGGGUGGAUUCCGUUCUCUUCAAGACUCGUUUACCUCAUGACAAACAGAAGUGCUUUAAGUACAUAUAAGGAAGCACACAAAGCCACACUAAAGUGCUUGACCAUUGCCAGAGGUGGCUGUAGAAGAGAAACUGCAAGAAGUUUGGAAAUCAUCAAAGAUAUAUAUCAUCAAAGCAGGAUAUAUCUCAAAUAUUUUUGACUGGUGAA